CGCCGCAUUUGCCAAUUGCCGAAUCAUUUACAGUUUGUCGUCUAACGAGAGACGCAGUCAGCCAAAUUUUGUGAAAUCCUUUCAAAACUCCAGGCAAGAUGGCAGCCUAUUUGACAUUGAGCAUUCUUUUGCUCGCCAGUUCGGCAGCUUGGGGCAAACCCACAUUUGGUCGGGAACACGUGCACAUACGCAUCCACCUGCCGGAGAGCGGUGGUGGUGGUGGUGGUGGUGGUCAUGAUGAUCAUCAUCAUCAUCAUGAGGAGCAUCAUCAUCAUGAUCAUGGCAGCAGCGGUGGCGGUGGCGAUUUUGCCGCCUAUGAGAUACACGAACAUGGUCAUGGUGGUGGUCACGGUGGUGGCGGUGGUUUCGGUGGCUACAGCAGCGGCGGCGGCGGCGGCGGUGGUGGUCAUGUAGCCACCUUUGCUGUCAUCACGGAGAAUCAUCAUGGCAGCUCUGGUGGUGCACAUUAUGGCGGUGGUGCUACUGGUUACAGCUCAGGCGGUGGUCAUGGACAUGGUCAUGAUGAUGCCAAAAUUGCCGCCAUUGCAGCGGCUGCUGGCUCUGGACACGGCGGACACGGUGGUGCACAUGGUGGUGGUGCCGGUGGUGCACAUCAUGAUCAUGGUGUGGCACAUAUUGCAGCCAUUGCAGCCGACAGCUCCCAUGGUGGUUACAGUCAUGGCGGUGGUGCUGGAGGCGGCGGUGGUUACAGUGCUCACGGUGGUGCAGGACAUGAUGUGGCACACAUUGCAGCCAUUGCAGCCAGCUCGGAUACGAGCUCCCAUGGUGGUUACAGUCAUGGCGGUGCUGCUGGAGGCGGCGGUGGUUACAGUGCUCACGGUGGUGCUGGUGAUGCACAUUUGGCCGCUGUGGCAGCUGCUUCAGCGGGCUCCUCUCAUGGCUCCUCAGAUGCUGGUGGCUAUAGCAGCUAUGCGGCACCAGCCAGUGGUUGGAGCGGUGGUUCCGGCUACUCCGGCGGUGCUUCCGACUACUCCAGUGGUGCUUCCAGCUACUCCGGUGGCUCCAGUUACGCCAGCGGUGGCUCUAGCUACUCCAGCGGUGGUUACAGUGGUGGCUACAGUGGUGGUUAUAGCAGUGGUGGCUCUGGACAUGGACAUGAUGAUACUGUCGCAGUGGCUGCCGCCUCCAGCGGUGGUUCACAUGGCUCCAGCGGCGGUGGUGCUGGCUACAGUUACUCCGCACCCGCUGGCGGUUGGUCUGGCGCCGGUUCCAGCUGGUCUUAAGGCGUUAGCAGGUUGAAACGCUUUUGGCCAUUGCGUCGUCUAGUCUAUGUUCAUAUUCAUGGCCCAUUUGGAAAACCACCAUAAGUUAUAAAUCAGCUACACAUUUUCCCCAUUACCAUUUUCUACGUAUUUAUAUAAACAAAAUCCAUAAUCAAAAAAAAAAAAAA
Messenger RNA from Drosophila innubila, 1411 nucleotides. RefSeq names its product glycine-rich protein DOT1. The record is from RefSeq and is a predicted model, not a curated record. NCBI's taxonomy places the organism in Eukaryota, Metazoa, Arthropoda, Insecta, Diptera, Drosophilidae. The transcript has 2 exons. The coding region runs from base 99 to 1244 and encodes 381 amino acids.